This is a messenger RNA of Trichoderma reesei QM6a, 780 nucleotides long. RefSeq lists its product as uncharacterized. The record is from RefSeq and is a predicted model, not a curated record. The transcript has a single exon. Gene Ontology annotation, cellular component: endoplasmic reticulum; lipid droplet. The annotation marks the transcript as partial. NCBI's taxonomy places the organism in Eukaryota, Fungi, Ascomycota, Sordariomycetes, Hypocreales, Hypocreaceae. Gene Ontology annotation, biological process: triglyceride catabolic process; phosphatidic acid biosynthetic process. Gene Ontology annotation, molecular function: acylglycerone-phosphate reductase (NADP+) activity; triacylglycerol lipase activity.
AUGGCCGCCAAGCGGACCGUCCUCAUCUCUGGCUGCUCCGACGGCAGCCUGGGCUCGCACCUGGCCCUCGCCUUCCACCGGCAGGGCUGGCGAGUCUUUGCCUCAGCCCGCAACCCGUCCAAGAUGGAGCAAGCCCGGGCAUCGGGCCUCGAGGUGGUGCAGCUCGACACCACCGACGACGCGUCCGUGGCCGCCUGCGUGGCCCGCGUCUCGGAGCUCACCGGCGGCUCGCUCGACGCCCUCGUCAACAACGCCGGCGCCGGCUACUCGAUGCCCGUGCUGGACCUCGACCUGGCGCAGACGCGGCAGCUGUUUGAGCUCAACGUCUUCUCGCUCCUCGCCGUCACGCGGGCCUUCUUCCCGCUGCUCGUCAGGUCGCAGGCGCCCGGAGGCGGCCUCGUCGUCAACAACACGUCGUGCAUGGCGCUGCCGCACGCCUCCAUGCCCUUCUCGGGCGCCUACAACGCGUCCAAGGCGGCGGCGGCAAGCUUCAGCGAGGUGCUGCGCCUCGAGCUCGCGCCCUUUGGCGUCCGGGUGACCAACCUGGUGACGGGCUCCGUCCGGUCGACGUUCCACGCCAACGCGCCGCGCGUCUCGCUGCCGCCGACCUCCAUCUACAACGUGGCCAAGGAGGCGGUCGAGAGGUGGAUGUCGGGCGCCGAGGCCACGGCCACGGGCGCGGACCCCGUGCAGUGGGCCGAGGGCGUCGUCAAGGACCUCAGCAGGGAGAGGCCGCCGCUCUGGGUUUGGCGAGGCAGGCAUGCCAUGGCUGCGCGGAUC